AUGAAGAAGUUCUUCCAGCGGCUGGACAACUCCUCCAGCCGUCACCACCACCACAACAGUAGUCACCAGCAGGACUACAAUCGUGAGACUUUAGGCGGUGGUGGAAAUGCUGGUGCUGGGGGCGGUAGUGCCCCUCUGGGCAGCAGCCAGUCCUCGGCCAGCUCCAGCUACGGCGGCAGCUUCAUCGGGAAGGUCUUCACGCUGGGGCAGUACCACUGCACGGUGGAGGACAUCAUCGCCGAGGGCGGCUUUGCCCUGGUCUUCCUGGUGAAGGCGCAGAGCAGCCUGGGCCGCUUUGCCCUCAAGCGGCUGCACGUCAACAAUGAGGCCGAUCUGGCCAAUUGCCGGCGGGAGAUUGAGAUUGCGAAGCAACUGGGCUCGCACAAGAACAUCGUCCAGCUGGUGGAGUCCAGUAUCAACUACACCGCCUCAAAUGGCGUCUGGGAGAUACUGAUGCUGAUGCAGUACUGCCGGGGCCAUCUCCUUCAGCUGCUCAAUGAUCGGCUGAAGGAGGGUGGCCUUUCGGAGGCGGAAGUGCUUCGAAUUGCCUGUGAUCUCUGCGAGGCGGUGGCAAGGAUGCACCACAAUGAGCCGCCCAUUAUUCACCGGGAUCUCAAGGUGGAAAACAUUCUCAUCUCCGAGGCGGGCACCUACCUGCUCUGUGAUUUCGGCUCGGCCACCACUAAAGUCCUCUCAACGGAACUAAACGGCAUGUCGGCGCUGGCCAUCGAGGAGGAGAUCAAGCGCUACACCACCCUUUCCUACCGCUCCCCGGAAAUGGUCGAUGUCUACUCGGGAAAGCCCAUCACCACCAAGGCGGACAUCUGGGCGCUCGGUUGCCUCCUCUACCGGCUCUGCUUUCUCUCCCUGCCCUUUGGUUCAUUCGAAAACUCCUCCGCCUCCAGUCCCCACCUUGAUCCCUUCGAAGCGGCGCCCUUCAACCCUGCUCAACUGAAGCGCUACUUUGAGCGGCAGCAGUCUUCAGAAGCUUCAUCUGCUGCCGUCUCAUCUUCCACUUCAAAUUCUACUUCCACUGAUCCGUCCACUACUUUCGGUGCUAAAUGCAAGCCUUACCUGGUGCAU
Rhagoletis zephyria (snowberry fruit fly) is the source of this 1083-nucleotide messenger RNA. The record is from RefSeq and is a predicted model, not a curated record. NCBI's taxonomy places the organism in Eukaryota, Metazoa, Arthropoda, Insecta, Diptera, Tephritidae.